GGUGCCACCGUGCCCACCGGGUUCGAGCUGACGGCGGCCCAGGAGGUGCAGGAGAAGCUGGGCUCGGCCGCCAGCAUCAGCCGGGACCGCGGCAAGAUCUACUUCGGGGUCCCGGCGCGGAGCCUCCCGCAGGUCCAUCGGCUGAGGUCAGUGGAUAACUUAUUUGUUGUAGUUCAGGAGUUCAAAGACUAUCAAUUUAAAGAGAACAAGGAAGAUGCUCUAAAGGAUUUGGAAGAUUUGGUUAAAAAGCUGCCUUGGGCCGAUCCGUUGAAAGUUUGGGAGCUGAACAACAGCUUGAAGAAGAGAAAGACAAAACGCAAAAAGCACAGUCUGCAGAGCACUGCAGGCAAGGAGAAGCUGCAUGGCAGUGGAGAAGAGGAAGGAGCAGAUCCAAAAGAUGCUAGGAAACAGGAGGACAGUGUCCAAAACGCUGCAGGGGGAGAACCCGCCAGUGGCCAGGACACAGAGAAGACCCAAGAGGAGGAGGAGGAGGAUGAUAAUGACCAGUCUGAUGCUAAAGAGGAAUUGCAGGCGGGUCCUGGGAGUGAGGGCCAGGCUGGUGAGGGUCAGGCAGGCCAGGCCAAGGUGCUGAAGUUCCGUGUUACCUGCAAUAGGGCAGGAGAGAAGCACAGUUUCACCUCCAACGAGGCUGCCAGGGACUUCGGAGGAGCUGUGCAGGAGCACUUCCAGUGGAAAGCUGACAUGACUAACUUUGAUGUAGAGGUUCUUCUGAAUAUUCACAAUAAUGAAGUAGUUGUGGGCAUUGCAUUAACUGAAGAGAGCCUUCACAGAAGAAAUAUUACACAUUUUGGUCCCACAACUCUUCGUUCAACUCUGGCUUAUGGCAUGCUUAGACUCUGUGACCCACAGCCGACAGAUAUCAUCGUGGAUCCCAUGUGUGGGACAGGGGCAAUACCCAUAGAGGGAGCUACAGAAUGGCCUAGCUGCUACCAUAUUGCUGGUGAUAACAACCCACAAGCUGUAAAGAGAGCAGCAAACAACAUCUGCUCUUUACUAAAGAAAAAUGAGGAUAAGGAAAGCAGCACUUCCCUGGGCAUACCCUUGGACAUCAUUCAGUGGGAUAUUUGCAAUCUGCCUCUGCGGACUGGUUCUGUGGACAUCAUUGUGACAGACAUGCCCUUUGGGAAGAGGAUAGGGUCAAAGAAGAAGAACUGGGAUCUCUACCCAGCCUGCCUGAUGGAGAUGGGCCGGAUCUGCACACCAGGGACAGGGAGGGCUGUGCUGCUGACACAGGACAAGAAAUGCUUUGCUAAGGCCUUGUCACGACUGGGACACAUCUGGCGCAGGGGCCAGACCGUGUGGGUGAACGUGGGGGGGCUCCACGCUGAGAGGUGUCUGCAGGUUGUUCGCAGCCUGGUCAAACCGGGGGACUACAGGAAGCUGGACAUUGUUCAGUCGUUGUAUGAAGACCUGGAGGAUCAUCCUGACGUGAAGAAGGAUCUCCAGCGGCUUUCUCUGGAGAGGAGUGAGACGCUGAGCAACGGAAUCCUGGAAUAA
Molecule: messenger RNA, 1518 nt
Organism: Chaetura pelagica (chimney swift)
Lineage: Eukaryota; Metazoa; Chordata; Aves; Apodiformes; Apodidae
Gene: THUMPD3
Product: THUMP domain containing 3
Exons: 10
Biological process (GO): tRNA methylation
Molecular function (GO): RNA binding; tRNA (guanine) methyltransferase activity
Source: RefSeq, a predicted model, not a curated record